AUGCUAAAUUUUGAUUAUUUCCAACCAAUGAAGCACAGAAAUGAUUAUUCUGUUGGCGUUCUGUAUUUGGUGGUUCUCAACUUACGUCGUAGUGAGAGAUUUAAAUGGGAAAAUGUUAUUGUUGUGGGUAUAAUUCCGAACAUGGAUCAAGAACCUAAAUCCCUGAACGAGUUUCUAAGACCACUUGUUGAUGAGUUAAAGGUUUUGUGGAAAGGA
Messenger RNA from Paramuricea clavata, 216 nucleotides. The record is from the annotation of a GenBank genome assembly. NCBI's taxonomy places the organism in Eukaryota, Metazoa, Cnidaria, Anthozoa, Malacalcyonacea, Plexauridae.